CAGCUUACAAUACCAGUAUAAAUUGAUUGACAACGACAACGGUCUUGUUGAAAUCGCUUUCCGUGAUGGUGGAUUUCCAGAAGCUGUACUGCCUAUUAUCGUGCCUCCAAUGGCAUAUCUAAUGAGGAGAAAGGCUUCUCAAAAAGUUGCUGGUAGCAUUGGAAAGCUUUCCGAUGAAAACUACAAAGACCUUCUAAGGAAAGAUUACGAUGCAUACCAAACCUUAUUGGGUCAACAGAAGUUCAUGUUUGGAGACGAGAUUUCGGCGGCUGAUUGCACACUUUUUGGACAACUGGCAACAACGCUUUAUCUCCCUGUCAAUAAUUAUGCGAAAGAUGUGCUGAAAGAAGAGUAUCCAGCCUUGGUGCAGUACUGUGACCGAAUCAGAGAUACUGUUUUUGGAAAAGACUUCACAUCCGAAUAA
Cylicostephanus goldi is the source of this 424-nucleotide messenger RNA. Lineage: Eukaryota; Metazoa; Nematoda; Chromadorea; Rhabditida; Strongylidae. The record is from the annotation of a GenBank genome assembly.